This is a messenger RNA of Pocillopora verrucosa, 1486 nucleotides long. RefSeq lists its product as uncharacterized. The record is from RefSeq and is a predicted model, not a curated record. Gene Ontology annotation, molecular function: alpha-(1->6)-fucosyltransferase activity. Gene Ontology annotation, biological process: protein N-linked glycosylation. Lineage: Eukaryota; Metazoa; Cnidaria; Anthozoa; Scleractinia; Pocilloporidae.
CAAGCGUAAUCGAUCGCCCGAUUGGAAAAUACAUUCGAUGCGUUGGAUUUUAAAAGUACCCUACCAUAGAAGUAUUACGAAGCAAGGUAAUUGAUCUGAAGCCACGAUGAGGAAAUUGACGAGAUGUAGGAUACUCCGCGAUGAAAGUUUGACUCGGAGAAAACUGAUCCUGUUUCUUGGCGCGAUCAUAUUCACCAUUUAUUUGCUUGUCCAAAGAAAUGAAGGAACAGCGGACCAUCAACAGACAGGAGGGACGCCAAUUUCAGGAAUCUGGCGUUCUUUGUAUCCAUUUCAUGCCAAUGACAGUCUAAGGGGCGAAAGUUUACCACUUGGACAGAUGCCAACAUAUGAACAACGUAAAGAGGCAAGAUGCGGUCAUAACUGGCAGAAAAGUUAUAUAAAACUACACCAGGACAUUCUUCAGGCACGGCGCCCACAAAAGUUUAUCGUGUUCACGUGCAAAGAAGAGGGAUACGAGUGCGCGGGUUAUGGAAAUAGACUUGGAGGAGUUACUUCACUUUUAUUUCUCUCUAUCUUGACACAAAGAGCACUUUUAAUAGACUGGGAUCAUGGAGCCCCGCUUGAACGUUUCCUUGUCCCAAAAGGUGUUCAGUGGAACUAUUCUAUGGAGAAUUUAAAACAUUUCGACUCAAGGAUACAUUUUUUAGGAAAAAAAGAACAUUUCAAGAAGACUCGAAGUGAUGUUUUGAAGCCGUGGAAAACAAAACUAGAUUUUCAAGCGUGGCUGCGGCAGGCAGACCUCUCAUCGUAUUUCGAUCACCCCGUUGAGAAGAUUGUCAGCAAUUGGAAUUUUGCAAACGCCUUGUUGGAAAAGCCUUUCCUUGAGAAAAACGUAAAUGAAUCGCUAAGAAAAACCAACAACUCCUUGGUAGGGUGUGCUUUCGAUUUCCUUUUUCUCAAGUCUAAAGAGCUAGAAAUCAGGCUAAGCACAGCUAGACACUCACUCGGUCUCACAAACAAAGUUUUAAAAGUGGGAAUUCAUAUAAGAAUGGGCGAUGUGGCUCUCCACAGAGGUUCAAACUCCAACAACCUUAAUUACAGGGCCUUUUUCUGUUGCGCACAAAAUCUUAGAGACGCUCUGGCGCAGCAGACAAGAGGUUUUCAAGGAGACAUCAAAUUGUUUCUAGCAACAGAUGAUAAAGAUGUCAAACAAUACGCACUCAUAAACUAUGCUUCAGAUGUAGUUACUUUGGACAUAACCCCGCAUCACAUAAAAUCACUCCAAGGAAGGAAGCAUCGACACUCAGAGCCAGUGGAGGGUAUUUUCAAUGUCAUGUUGGACCAUUUUCUGUUAUCUGAAUGUGAUUUCCUUAUUUUGUCAAAGAGUACUUUUGGUCGCACUGCGGCUGAGUUGAAGUUCCAUCCCUCACAAACAGUUAGGUUCGGACAUAAGAUUAUGCACUCAAAUGAUCACUGCGGCCGAGUUGAAGUUCCAUCCCGCACAAACAGUUACGUUCGGACGUAA